Messenger RNA from Saprolegnia diclina VS20, 1965 nucleotides. RefSeq lists its product as hypothetical. The record is from RefSeq and is a predicted model, not a curated record. Bases 1 to 1926 code for a protein of 641 amino acids. Lineage: Eukaryota; Oomycota; Saprolegniomycetes; Saprolegniales; Saprolegniaceae. The transcript has a single exon.
AUGACAGAUCUCCUCGCUCGCAUCGAUGGCCUCGACGACGUCCUCUCGACACGCAUCCUCGACUUUGCCGGACCGCUCUCGCUCUACCACUUGGGCCGCGGCAUUUGGGCCAGCGCAUCGUCGAGUCGCUCGGACGCCGAGAUUGAAGCUGUGUACAUUGAUGCGUACGCAAUGGACUGGCCCGGCGACUUGACGUCACUACCGAGCGGCGGCCCGAGCCGUGAGCGCGACCGCGUGAGCGGAUCGUUCGAGCACAUUCGGACGCUUUUCAUGUACGAGCGGUAUCAAGCGGCCAUCGGGUACGCCGUCACCCUCGACUGCGGCUUUCGUGACGGCUACGACAUCAACGGCCGAGAAGCGCGGCGGCGCAACUUGUCGUUCGACAUUCAGCCGAGUAGCCUCGACGAUGUUGGCUUGCGCAACUGCUGGGACUUUGCCGUAACGCCGUACUUGCAUCGCCCGAUCGCGCUCGCCCACGCCGCGGCGUACGGUGGCCACGCAGCGCUGCUCUACGCUCUGGGCGACGACUACGGCGUCGAUCUCGCACGUCUGCGCGACGCACCGGACAGCAACGACCUCCUCAUGGACCAUGCGGCCGGUCGCGGGUACCUGAAUGUGCUCAUGUGCCUCACGGCCGCCGGCAACAAGCACUGCACGACGCGUGCAAUGGACGACGCGAUCAUGAACGGCCACCUCAAGGUAGUCAAGUGGCUGCACCUGGCCCGCGACGAAGGCUGCUCCCGCCACGGAUUUGACCUUGCGUACAAGCAGCGAGCAAAGCUGCCGAACGGAGCGGCGAUGCUCUCUUUUCUCGAAGACGCGCGUGGGUACGGCUUUCCGGAAACGUCGCUGAUCGAGGCAGCGAGCUGCGGCGAUCUUCGCUUUCUGCGGGCCGCCUUGUCGGUACCAUGCACAGCGCGCGUGAUGGACGCCGCCGCCUGCUCCAACCAGCUCGAGGCGGUGCAGUUUCUACAUCGGCACCGCACCGAAGGCUGCUCGGAGGCUGCCUUCACGAGCGCGGCGGCGACCGGAUCACUUCCAGUCGUGACGUUCUUGUGUGUCCAUUAUCACGACGCCAGCCACCUCGUCAAGGCGAUGACCGAAGCUGCGCGCCACGGCCAUUUGCACAUCCUUCAGUAUUUGCACGGUCGCGUGCCGGUCGGGACCGCGGGCACCAAGCCCAUGAAUGCCGCGAUUCGUAAAGACCACGUAGAGAUUGUUCAUUUCCUGCAGACGCAUCGUCCGAGCGAAGGCUGCACGUCUCGCGCUUUGGAAGACGCACUCUGGAACAUCGACGACGACCUCUACACGUUUUUGGUCGGCGUCCGGCCCGAGCUUCUCUCGCAGACAACGCUCGAGGCUGCGGCCGGCCACGGCCAAGAAGACAUUGUGUGGGACCACUACGCACGUGGCUUUCGCAGCGACCGCGCGAUGGCGUGGGCGGCGCAGUGGGGCGAGUUUGACUGGGUGCGCAAGCAUCACCAAGUCUACAACGAGCCGUGCACCGACGAGGCGACCGAUCGCGCGGCCGGGCAAGGCUUCAACGAAAUUACAACGUACCUCUUGGCGGCCGGCGCCUCAUUCACGUACCAGGGCAUCUACAGGGCGGCCUGCAACUACAAGUACAAGACGUUAGAGCUGCUCGUCGCCCGCGAUGAGACCAAGCACCGCUGCAACCUUGCGAUCGCGCGCGCGCUGAGUGCCAAGUACGUCCGCGCAGCCCAAGACAUUUACAACGCGGCCGGGUUCACGGGCGACUUGGCCGCGUGGAAGCAGUACACGGCGCUCAUCGACCCUGCACGGGAGGACCUGCCCAAUGACCUGGAUGUGCGCAACGCCGAGAUCGUCUCGGACCUCGAGGACAAAUCGGACGAAGACAUCGAAGACGAAGGCGACGACAGUGAUUACGAGGACUUUGACUACUGAAAAGAGCCCUACACGACCCAAAAUAUGAUUGAAACGGCC